Molecule: messenger RNA, 1700 nt
Organism: Quercus robur (English oak)
Lineage: Eukaryota; Viridiplantae; Streptophyta; Magnoliopsida; Fagales; Fagaceae
Product: E3 ubiquitin-protein ligase RHF2A
Exons: 9
Coding region: 237-1415 (392 amino acids)
Molecular function (GO): ubiquitin-protein transferase activity
Source: RefSeq, a predicted model, not a curated record
CCCUUUGCUCUUUCGCUCUGUCUUUGUCUUUGUCUUUGUCUUUGGCUUCCCUUCUCUUCACAACACCACAAACAAAAGUCGAAAGUCGAAGUCGAAGUCGAAGUCUUAUGUCAACUCCUCUACUCUUCGCCUGCCUCGUCUAAUCUCCCCCAAUUCUCUGUCAAAAGUCACGUUUUCUAGGGUUUCGAGCCUCGAUCGUCCCUGCCACACGGAGAUUGAUUCGUCUCGAUUCUUCUAUGGAGGCAAAUUCGGUUCCGGGGAUGGAGGAGGAGGAGGACAAGACGUCAGAGGCCCAUUUGACGUCAGCUGCGGCCUUUGUUGAGGGUGGAAUCCAGGAUGCCUGCGAUGAUGCUUGCAGCAUUUGCCUUGAAGCAUUCUGUGAUAGUGAUCCUUCGACGGUGACCGGUUGCAAGCACGAGUUUCAUCUGCAAUGUAUUCUUGAAUGGUGCCAAAGAAGUUCCCAGUGCCCCAUGUGCUGGCAACCCAUCAGCCUGAAGGAUCCAACCGGCCAGGAAUUGCUCGAGGCAGUAGAACGAGAGAGGAGUUUUAGGUUUAAUCCUUCUAGAAAUGCCACAAUAUUUCAUCAUCCAACCCUGGGGGAUUUUGAGUUACAACACUUACCGGUGGGUGCAAAUGAUGCUGAACUUGAAGAGCGUAUAAUCCAGCACUUAGCUGCUGCUGCUGCAAUGGGACGAGCUCGCCACAUUGCUAGAAGGGAAGGCCAAAGGAAUAGGUCAUCAGCUCAAGGUCGUCCUCAGUUCUUGGUAUUCUCAACUCAUCCUAAUUCACCUCCUGCUACUUCUGCUUCAGUCCAGAGGGGGGAAGGCGAACCAGCUCCUGCAAUUGCAGUAGCUGCUCUAUCUUCACCUCAUACAACUGUGGGAGAAGAACCUUCACAACUGACUUCUUCAGUAUAUUCUCCCCAAGCUGACCAGGUUUCAGCCUCAGCAUCAGGCUCAACUGUUCUUGCUGCCAAUCAACAUGGAUUGGAUAGGAGGUCUCCUAGUCAAUCGUUACCAAGUGGUCCAGAUAGAGCAGGACCUUCAGAAAUCCAAUCACUUUCAGAAUCAAUAAAGUCUCGAUUAAAUGCAGUGUCUAUGAGAUACAAAGAAUCCAUUUCAAAAAGCACAAAAGGAUGGAGGGAGAGAUUAUUCUCUCGUAACACUUCGAUGUCAGACAUUGGUUCUGAAGUUAGAAGAGAGGUAAAUGCAGGGAUUGCAACUGUAUCACGCAUGAUGGAACGUCUGGAGACCAAAGAAACUGGUAGAACAAGUUCUGCAUCUGAAUCAACUAGUAUAGAGAAUUGUUCAGUUACAGAAUCAGGCAACCAGCGCACAUCAGAGACUAGUGGUGCCAUUUCGUUGGGAGACACAAAUAAGCCAGCUGCAUGUGCUGCUGGUUCCAGUUCGACAUAAGCAUUAUUUCUGCAAUUGCAUCACUCAAAUCAUUUCCUUUAGAAAAGGUUGAACUUCCCUUUCCUAGAUAUGGCAUGCUGUGGAUAUGAUGCUUAGACAUCCUCUUCAGGCCACUGCUUAUCCUUUUACAUGUGAAAAGAGCACUGGGCGAUGAUAUAUAAUUUGAAAUAAAUAAACAAGAGAGAGACCUCUUCUAUUGUAGAAACUAGUAUGUGUUUGUAAAUUGAUUUAUAUAAUGACCUAUUUAUGAAUAUAUUAUACAGAAUCGCUCUGGUUUUUUAAGGA